This is a messenger RNA of Guyanagaster necrorhizus, 3634 nucleotides long. RefSeq lists its product as uncharacterized. The record is from RefSeq and is a predicted model, not a curated record. Gene Ontology annotation, biological process: cytoskeleton organization; small GTPase-mediated signal transduction. NCBI's taxonomy places the organism in Eukaryota, Fungi, Basidiomycota, Agaricomycetes, Agaricales, Physalacriaceae. Gene Ontology annotation, cellular component: division septum; plasma membrane; cell division site. The coding region runs from base 109 to 3360 and encodes 1083 amino acids. The transcript is spliced from 12 exons. Gene Ontology annotation, molecular function: GTPase activator activity.
CCUGUCUACAUACACGCCGCACACCAAGCCUUACACGACUACUUCCAUUACAAACUUUGGCGACUCGACGGUCACCAGCAAGGAUAUCGAUAUAGGACUUUCUACGAAAUGGCAGUCCUUUCGCUGCCAUUGAGCUUCAACAAUUCGUUCUGGUCCCAGGACUAUCGGAAAGGUCUUGAGGUUCUCUUCCAAAAACUGGACCAAGGUGUCGCGGAAAAUGAAGAAAUCAUCGCGUUCAUUAGGUCCAGGAUUAUUGCAGAGAGUCAGCUGGCCAUUGCUCUUAUGAACCCCAUGCUCACAGGUGCACAAGGUAUAGGCUUUGGUGCUGACGAUGGGGCAUCCCUCCUUAUGACGUUCCGCGGCCUGCAGAACGAGUCUGCUGCGCAGGGUCAGGCCCACAAGUCGAUUGCAAAGGAGCUUGAAACCCUGGUUGUGGACCCCUUUGACGACUGGGCCCAAGGCUUCAAGGAAAGGCUCAGGCAGAGCAGGCACAACGUUAUCGACAACUGGAUGAAGGCAUAUGAACAGUCUCACGGAGAAGUAGCCAAACUGAAGCACCAGUACCUGUCGAAGACUCGCAAGGCCGAUGAGGCCGAGGAUGACGCGAAAUUCGCUCCAAAUUCUAAUGGAAUCACAGACAAUUAUACCACGUCACCCAGAAUACGGCCCACGGACUCUCAUCGCUCGCCACCUCAGCGCACAGCUAGCGUUUCGGAACGCAUUGCGCAACGAUUGAAGGAAAUUCAGAAGAAGAGUGUUAGCACUUUAUCUGCUGCAUCGGGAGUUGCUUCUCCACCGAGCAAACCCGAAAUUGUCGCUGAGCCCGAGAAGAUACCAGAAAUACCCAAGCUCGACAAAGGAAAGGGCAAGGAGGUGGACAGGGCCAUGUCCCCUCCCCCGCUUGCCGCCUCGCCCCCUCCUAUGUCACCCAUGCUACCUCCAAACACAUUUGAAAAGCCUCCAUCACCGAUGCCUCCCUUCCCUGAGCCGCCCAUGCUCCUCGCCGGACUUUCUCUUCCGCCGGCCGCGGUGUCGCAAUUGCUCACCAGAGCCGCAAGCGAGCUUAACCUCCGCCCUGUUAGGGUUCCUUUACUUGGGGAGUAUCAGGAUUGUUUCACUGGGGAAGAAUUUGUUGCCUGGCUGAACGAGAAUGUCCACGGCUUCGGGGGCAGCCUGGACAGAGCCGAAGAGGCGGCGAAAGACCUGACAGAGCGCGACGGUCUCUUGAGGAGAAUAGGCGAAUUCGGGAAUCAGUUCGAACAUUCCGAUGACGCAUUUUAUCAAUUCCGCCCCAAGGCGUUUGAUAUCGAAGGCAAAAAUUCCGACAGUCUCUCCUCUACGGCAGCUAAAUUGCAGCCUGAGACUCUUCUCAAACGCACGAACAACUUUGUUAAUCUUGUUAGCAAGGCACUAAAUGCCCAAGCAAAUGGAGAGCCGAUGUACGUUAGGGCACGACAUGAGGCUGAAGAUGCCGACAAAGUGUAUCGCUUAGCGGUACGGAAGCUUGAUCGCCAGCGGUUAGCCCUCGAGGAAAGAUUGGAAGAGACAUUGAAGACACUUCAACGCUGGGAGCUGGAGCGACUUCGCGCUGUGAAAACGGUCUUACUUCAAUACCAAGGGACCGUAUCGAAUCUUCCUAAAUCUCUUGAACCAUCCAACAAGAGAUCAAAGACACUCAUCACUGCAUUCCAGCCCGAGUCCGACCUGACGGCGUUGAUUGAACGAUAUCGCACAGGACCAUUCCGACCAGACGCACAGGUUUAUGAGUCAGUCGCGCAUGACGAGUCCGAUGUCGUGUUUGGCAUUGAUUUGCGCAAAUGGGCCGAAGGCGGUUGGAGCGUUAUCACUUCCGAGGAGGAGAAAAAAGACCUCAUUCCUCCCGUAUUGGAUGCUCUACUCCAAGGUCUCACAGAAGCAUAUAAUAAGUUGCCGAACGACGAUGAGAAGAGAAAGACUUGGAUAUACGAAGUGCCGUUAUCGGCAGUGCAUCAUCUCAGGGAGACGUUAAAUGGCGUUCCUCUACAAGGGCCGAUCCCCGCAGAGAUAUUCACUAAAUAUGAUGCACCAGUCAUCGCUAGUACCAUCAAGCUUUGGCUACUGGAGUUGAAUCCUUCGGUUGCUUUGUACGAAGGAUGGGAGGAAUUUCGGAGACUAUAUCCGACUGUCGGCUCAGCUAUGAAGGCUGAAGGCGAGGAUACCGAAGAGCAACACAUUACCGAACUCGGUACGGCACUUCAGAAACUUCCAAGGGUGCAUCUAUAUGUUCUGGAUGCUAUCAUAAGGCAUUUGAAGACGCUUAUCGAGUCAACGACCGUCGAAGAAGCCAACGAAGUGUACAUCACGAAACUUGCAUUGUCUAUUAGUCGCACUAUCCUCCGGCCUAAAUACGAGUCUGAAAUAUCAAUUCAGGAUAGACAUCCAGCAUUACUCUUCAUCGACCUGGUUAAGAACUAUGAUGCUAUCCUGCCUGCCACUAUUGCGCGCAAAAAGCGCGAAUCUGAACGCAAAAUACCACUUCGCAAGCGUACGGCGCCGGUUGAUAUGAGGCAAAGUAGAGGAAACAGGAUCUCUGUUGGGGGCGUCAAUCAAUUCUUUGCCCAACAGAAUCUGAAAUCCGUGAAGUCACCUGAGAAGUCUUCGGAACCGUUGCCUCCAUUCCCACCUCCCCCUGUACUGUCCAUUCCGCCACCUUCUCUUGAGGAGACACCAGAACCUGUUGUGGAGGCAUCUCCGCUGCCUCCUCUGCCUCCACCACCGGCUCCUGUGGAUGCAGAUUUGCCUCCUCGACCUACAUUCAAGGAACCACCUCUUGAAGAUGACGACCUUCCGCCACGACCGACAUUCAAGGAACCUCUGCCAGAGCCAGAGGAUGAUGUGACACCUCCCAUGCCCAAGUUCGUUGAUCCACCUCCGGAAGAUCCUGAGACAUCAGCUAGGGAUAUGGUCUCUUCGGCACAAGCGCAAAGUCCUCCGGCUGCACCUCGCUCUCCUGUCCCUUCGGACUUGAAGCGGGUAAGCUCUUCGAUCUCUACAAGGUCAAACCAAGGCAAAGUCAGUUCACGUAGUCCAACGCCACCCAAAGAAGACCCGGCGAAGAUUUCGAGGUCGGCUUCAGGUGGAGUAAAAGGUCCUAGGGUAGCACGAGGGCCGAGACCAACGGGAGGUGGUACAGUUUCGAGCAUGGUAUCCAAUUUGAACAGGAACAGUGCGACAUCGUCAAAUAGGUCCGCAAGCCCAUCCUACAAACGGUUGUCUGGAAGUCCCAGCAGGCGACCCUCAAGCGUUCUCGGACGGAGCGCGGCCUUUUCCAGGAGAACUAUGGCCAGUGAUGCGGAGGAUGAUGUAGUGGAUAAGAAAUAAGGGUGUUGACGGACUCAUUUUGUUUUGUUUUGGUCUAGGGACAUCAUAAUCAUACUGGAUAUAUGGUUUGCUUUCCUUGCUUAGUACUUUAUGGACUUUAUGCACAGGCUAUACCAAUACUAUGGAAAUAUUUUCUUGCCUCAUCCAAGGACCAACUUAACCACCUGGAUCACUUAUGCCUUCGUGCCGUUAAGGAUUUAGCGUUGUAGUCUCAUAAUCUUAGAUAGUUGCCUGACUUGCCGAUGAAUUGCUAUGACAAUAUUUUGGUGCAGCA